Molecule: messenger RNA, 351 nt
Organism: Exserohilum turcica Et28A
Lineage: Eukaryota; Fungi; Ascomycota; Dothideomycetes; Pleosporales; Pleosporaceae
Exons: 3
Coding region: 1-351 (116 amino acids)
Biological process (GO): post-chaperonin tubulin folding pathway; tubulin complex assembly
Cellular component (GO): cytosol; microtubule cytoskeleton
Molecular function (GO): beta-tubulin binding
Source: RefSeq, a predicted model, not a curated record
AUGGCCCCUCCUUCCAAGCUCGCUAUAGCAACCGGCGUUGUGCUCCGCUUGGUCAAAGAAGAAGCAAGCUACCACAAAGAGAUCGAGCAGCAAGAAGCGCGUGUCAAGAAGGCUGAAGAGAACAAAGGCGACGAUAAUGGCGAGUACACGCUCAAGCAAGAGCGCCAAGCACUCCAGGAGACCAAGAACGUGCUGCCGGCUAUGAAGAUCAAGAUUGAGCAGGCCCUCGAGAAGUUGGAAGAAGAGCUUGAGAACAACAAGGAGGCGGAUGGUGCGGCUUCAACCGACGAAGUCACAAAGGCAAAGGACGCCCUCGCACAGGGAAAGGCUGCCCUGCAGGAAGCUUCGUAA